This is a messenger RNA of Dimorphilus gyrociliatus, 1796 nucleotides long. NCBI's taxonomy places the organism in Eukaryota, Metazoa, Annelida, Polychaeta, Dinophilidae. The record is from the annotation of a GenBank genome assembly.
ACACUUCUCUUAAAAUAAGAUACAGAUACAUACACAUAUAUAUAUAAAGAGUAAAACAGAAAGAGAGAGAGAGAGAGAAAAGUAAUUAAACCGACAGAAAAAAAUGCUGAGAACCUUUAUCAUUUUGCUUAUCUGCAUGUCCUUUAUGGCAGCCGUCAACUGUGAUGGCUAUGAAUCCCUAGAAUUGGGAAUGGACAGAUCAAGACGUAGAUGGGUUGAUCCUCGUCAUAUGAUGUUCAAAAUGUACCUUCAAUGCCUAAGAAACAAUAGUGACGAACCAAAGUGCCUCCAAGCUUAUAAGACAAUGGGUGGAGAGGACCAAUUUCGAAAGAUGUGAAUUCUUUUAGUAUAACAAGCACCCCUUCUAGGUUCUACAAUAGUUUUACAUCUGUUUUUGCAUGUUUUUGACCUUAACCAAAUAAAAAAUCACGUCUUUUUUUCUUUAGUAUUUUUUUAUGCCUUACUUCUUAAUAUGUUAUUCAAUGACUUAUGUUGGUAUCACAGAAAAAGGAGAAAGACAUCUUGUAAAAUUUUCCUUUCGUUUGUUGCAAAUACAAAAAGCCUUUUUCCUCUUUUCUUCUUCUCCUUCGUCUCGUUCCCAAACUAAAUGUCGAAAAUUUAACAAGAGUAUUAUGUGAUAAAAUAAUUCUUCUCAGUUAAAUUAACCCUUGGUCACAAGUUACGGAUCUAUCAAGCAACUUUCUAUAUCUAUAAGUCACUUAAAGUAAAAAAUAGAACAAUAAAGGAAAGGCCAUUUAGAUGGACAGUUAAAUAAAUUAAAAGAGAACGAAUAAUAGAAAAAACACAAAAAAGAAAAAAUACUUCCCUUUUACUUUCUUUACCAGUAUUUAAAAAACAGAAAGGCAAGAAGUCGUUCAAAAGUGACAGAAGCCUUUUAAAUGUGUCAUCAAUUUGGUUAGUAUUAGUAGAUCUGUCGAAAAACUUUGCCAAUAGAGUACUUAGUGAAUUUAAUGAAUAUUUAUCAAAAUAUACAAGUACAUUACUUAUUUAAUAGAGGUUAUACGACCCGUCCAUUCUGAUAUAUCCUGAUAGUAAGAAGGUCGUAAUGGGCAAUUGAUAUUAAUAGGGAUGUACGAUUAGAUGGUAGAAAAUAGGGGAAAGAUGAGAUCAUUAGAUUGUUGUUCUUUCCAUAUAUACACACAACUAUCAUUUUUUUUAUAAACAUAGGACAGACUCUUUAUAAAGAAUACCCUUUUUAUGACGAGUAUUUACAGAAAGGAUGACUGAUACUACAUGUCAUUUUCUCUCUAAUGUAUUUGAAAUCAGAUAUAUAUCAUAUAGUAAGUAUAUAUACGGUAUCUACAAUAUUUCAUGAUUAUUGAAAAUGAAACAAAAAUAGAUUACACUCAUAUUAGAUAAAACAACUCCUACUUGAAAUAAUAGCUGCUUUAUCAGUUGGCAAGUUCAUUGCUACUAUUACAAAUUCUUUCGUUUAUUCAUACUAAUAUAAAAACGGAUUUAAAUUACUUGUAUAGCCUUUGGAAUAUAACGUAGAAUCUAAUCUUUCAUUCCCAGUUAUGGUUUAGAUGCAGUAAAUUAGGAUAAUUAUCUCCUUUUCUCUUAGUAUGCUGUCGAAAUUACCAACCUACGAGACUCUUCGUUUAUUACUUAAGAAAAGAAAGAGCAGCUCGAGAAAAGGAAAAACUAUUAAUUACUAAGGAAGAAUUACAUGCAUCGAAAAGAGAAGAGUUCAAUAAUCCAAGUUGAAAGAUUAUAAUAAAGAAUCCAGAGUUAUAUUUAUAUAUAAAUACACUGUAUAGUGUCUUGUAAAGGAA